AUGCAACUAAAACGGGAGAAGAAAGAUGAGAAAAGGAAGCAGUGGAACUCACUGCCGCCUAGGCAAUGGGAAGACAUGAAAGCGCAAGGGGCGCUCCGCGGGGACUUGAGUCGGGACUUCCCGGCCCAGGAGGACGACGCAGGCGGAGUGCCGCGCUGCGGAGAGACGCCAGGCGCGCCGCACUGCGAGCUGAUUCUGCUCGGAGCGCGCAUCCCGGAGAUCACGCCACGCAGGAUUAGGGCUCAGAGGCAGAAAGGCGUUUCCGCCCGGCCUGGCCACGUGACCUCCGCCCCCGCCCGUCACUCAGACUGGGGCGGUGCACACAGGAAAAUUGCCCAAUCACAGGCACUGGGACCUAGAGCAGUGUCGAAUCAGGAGCCGUGGAAGAGGGUGUGCCCGGAGCACUGUCCAAUCAGCACUGUCCGAUCGCCCUCGCUUGGGACGUCGCUCUCCUCCCGCGGCGGGCCCCUGGGCACCUGCCCGGCGCGGCCCCAGAUGUCCGGUGCGCCUGGCCCUCACCUGCCUGAGUCGCGGAGGCGCGGGGAGAGGGACCGGGAGCCGGGAGCGGGGCCGCGGGAUGGUGAGUGCGCCGGCCCGGGCCGAGAUCCAGAGGGGCUGACUCGAACCGGCUGGCGGCGGCCGCGGUCCCGGGUGUCUCCGCCCCCCGGGGAGGCAGUGGUCUUUGUGGACGUGGCUGUGGACUUCACCCCGGAGGAGUGGGCUUUGCUGGACGGUGGUCAGAGGAGGCUGUACAGAGAUGUGAUGCUGGAGACCUGCAGGAACCUGGCCUCCCUGGUAAUGACUACUGAUAACGCAUAUCCACACACCCCAGAACAUGAAACUAAAGAAACUGUUUUAUAAGGUAGGAAAAGACAAUGAAUAGUGAUUUCCAGAGUCCAACCGAAGAUAAUAACCUUGUCUCUUAUGACUUGAUUUUGAUUUUCUUUCAGAAUGGAUAAAGACCAGAUUUACUGAUGGUGAACUAAAAAGGGCACUUUUGCUAAAAGGGAUAAAAAUUGAUACUGUAAUGUUUUAUGUGUCAACAGUGCUAUUUGCUGUAAAGUUCCCUAUGAUCUCCAGGAAAAAAGGAGAUGGUAGGAACUGUAAAAAGUAGUUGGCCAAAAGGACACUCCAACUGGUUCUGCUGUGAUGGUGGAGUGGAGCAGAUAUGUCAAUACCCAGUCCUGGUCAAAUAGCAGAUUUGUUAGCAAAAUAAAUGUCUGUUUUGAUCUGUAGGUUUUGAAGUGAUCUUUCGCAGCAGCAGAUAACAAAUACUCUAGCAUAAGAUGACAUGCCCUUUCCUUCAUUCCAGAGGAUAUUAUUAUUGUAUGAAGCAUGAAUUUGGGUCUUAAAUUGAGAUACUUAUAUAUUUUUUAAAUUGUGGUAAAAUAUACAACAUAAAAUAUACGAUCGUAACCAUUUUUAAGGGUGCAGUUCAGGGUCACCAAGUACGUUCACGUUGUUAUGCAACCAUCAGCACCAUUCACCUCUGGACCUGUUUUCAUCUUGCAAAACUGAGACUCUACACCCAUUUUAGAAGAACCCCCCAGUGCCCCCCAUCACCACCCCACCACUGGCAACCACCAUGCAUCAGUCUUUUUGUGUCUGGCUUAUUUCACUUAACAUAAUGUUUUCAAGACCCAUCCGUUUUGUAGCAAGUAUUAGAAUUUCCUUCCUUAAGGCUGAAUAAUAUUCAAUUGUAUAUAUACACAACAUUUCAUUUAUCCGUCCAUCCAUUGAUGGACACCUGGGUGGCUUCCAUUCUUUAGCUAUUCUCAAUAAUGCUGCUACGAGCAUGGAUGUACAAAUAUGUCUCUUAGUCCCUGCUUUCAAUUCUUCUGGGUAUAUACUCAGAAGUACAAUUAGUGGAUCAUAUGGUAAUUAUAUUUUUAAUAUUUUGAGGACGGCCAUACUAGUUUCCUUAGCAACCGCACAUUACAUUCCUACACACAGUGCACAAGACUUACAAUUUCUUCACAUCUUCACUUGUUAUUUUCUGGGUUUCUUAAAGUAGCCAUCCUAAUUUAGGGUGUUAGGUGGUAAGACAGUUGCAAUUUUAAUUACCACAAACUUUUCUCCAUCAACAAAAUGAAAAGGCAACCACAGAAUGGGAGAAAAUAAUUGCAAGUCCUGUAUCUGAUAAAGAACUCACACAACUCAAGAGAGUAAGAAACAAUCUAAUUUAAAAAUGGGGAGAACUGAUAGACACCUUUUCCAAAGAAGAAAUCCAAAUGGCCAACAUUAGGUUAUUGCACACAGAAUGCGAAACAUACACAGUGAGAAAGAACUGUCUUCAUACAGUAAUGCAGGAGACUCAGACACUCUUGCCUGAACACAACUCUGCCACACAGUCAAUCCCAGCCAUAACCCACGUGGCCCCCGAGACAGACGCAAUCACCUAGACUUUUUUUUUUUUUAAAGAUUUUAUUUAUUUAUUUGACAGAGACAGACAGUCAGCUAGAGAGGGAACACAAGCAGGGGGAGUGGGAGAGGAAGAAGCAGGCUCAUAGCGGAGGAGCCUGAUGUGGGGCUCGAUCCCAGAACGCCGGGAUCACGCCCUGAGCCGAAGGCAGAUGCUUAACCGCUGUGCCACCCAGGCGCCCCAAUCACCUAGACUUUGAAACCUGCGAUAAAGUUACACACACUCUCAGAAAUAACGGACACUAACUGACCUCCAAGAGGCAUCAACACAGCCCAGACCCUUUGCACCCUUCCCUGGCUUUCUUUUUCCCUUUGGAACUUAUCACCGUCCCAUACACCUUAUAUUUCACUUCUGUUUCCUUAGAAUUUCAGCUCCAAGUGGGAAUAGAUAAUCCCUCUGUCCUGAUGACUGCUAAAUCAACAGCACCCAGUUCAAAACCUAAAUGCUUACUGCAACGCCAGGUUCACACAGUCACACACACCUUCCCCUGGGGGCUUUCACAAUUUAUCCCAACAUACCCAGGGGAUCACAUCCAUUUGAUCUGCCCAGAGUGAAGGGUUACGUUCCUCAUACCAAACAGUAUAGGGUUCCGUUGGCCCCCAAAGGAACCUUUGGCUGACCUGUUGGAAAGAGGCGAUCACACGCAGAAGCCUCACUGUGCAGAAAGCCUGCCUGCCCCUACCCUAGUUUGACUCCAUGAUUUGCGGCGGGUGGUGUGUCGUCAGCCUCUGCUACCCAAGAGCCGGCGACCCCCACAGUCAAGAGCAAACAGCCUCUAGGGCCUCGCUGUGCUGUAGGUUUCUGCUGGGAGAGGGCUCCUCACCCCCUGACAUCUGGAGGGGGUGUCCUCCUUCGUUCCUCCGCUUUCCCCCACAUGCCCAGCGGCGAGUGGCUGCCCUUCGCACUCCCGCUCAGCCACAGGGUUCUCUGCCGCGCUCCCCUAGGGUUCGCAUUCCCGCCCUGGUCUCCCAGGGCCGGCUCCCGCCACCGACCCUGCGGCGUCUCCUGCCCGAGGUCGCAGCCCAGCGUACUCACCGCAUCCCGCGGGUGAAAGCCAAGGUCUCUCAAUCUCGGGCAUCCGGUUUCCCGGCUGCAAGCGAAGACUUCUGGGACCCAGGAGCCAACCGCGCUGCAUGUUGGGAACACUCUGGGCAGCGGGAUGAUUGUGUCUGAGGAGGCUCUUACUCUAAACUACGUUUCCCCAGAGGACGCGGGAUCCGCGGUGGCUCGAGGUCAGGGGGUGAAUACGGUGUGCAGCGGGAGGGUUCUGCAGAUUCUACCUGGAGCUGUUGAGUUCGGAUCCGAGGAAGCCCGUGGUGUUGACAGCGCAUGCGCGACGCUGCCCGGCUAGUCCGUGAGAUCAGAGGCGGGAGACCGCGGGGCUGUGGGCGUGAGUGCGUGCGCGUGCGCAUGGCUGUGGCGUGAGUGCGUGCGCGUGCGCAUGGCUGUGGGCGUCGCGUCCUCCUGAGUACGUCGCGCACGUGGUAGGUGUUGAGGCUGUGACCGAUGCGAAGUCGAGGUUGCCUGGCUGGCGGUAGGGUGCUGAGUUCAUCAGGGAGCCGUUGCCCUGGAGAAAGAAUGUGAGUCACCGGGUCGCACUCUUUCCUGCAGACUCUCAUUGCAGCCGUGUGGAGUUUUUGCUGGGGAAUGAAUGCUGGAGCCCCUCCAGUGUAUAUCAGUACAGAAGAUUUGCCUCAGUGCUGUUGACCCCGAGAUGCCAGGUAGUCUGAACUGAGUUGCAGAUGGCUUCAGGACAGGACCGAAUGUGUAUGCCCACCCCCAACCCCCGCCCCGAGGAUCCCCUUGAGAACGCUCCGGAAUUAUUUAAAUCUGAAGCCACAGAAUUCCAGAGUUCUGGUCCCAGGAACAUGGUGUAAACCUAGAGACACAUUGCUGAUUCCUCUCACUUCCCUCAGGUAAUGUGACUGAGGUGUGGACAGGUGUGACCCUGGAGUGUUUUCUAACUUCAGAUGAGUUCCAAGAAAGGCCUGUUGGGUCACAAGUCUCUACGAGGUGGAAAGCACUGCUGUUACUCCCCUAAAAAUCAAGGUGUGUGUGACCUUGAAUUUCUCUUUAGUCCAUAAGAUAUUUUUGUUUCUUUGUUUUCUAAUAAUUUGUUUUAAAAGAGUAAAACUGGCCAUUGUGAGUAUAGUUCUGUGGGUUCUCAUAAAAUGAUACUUGUACUACCACAGUCAAAAUACAGAACACUCCAUUCUCCCAAGAAAACCACCUCUUAGUGCCCAUUUGUAGACACACUUCCCCCCACUCUUAAUCUAGUCUAGUUCCUUAUACCUUUACUUUCAUAAAAACGUAGUCUUUUGAGUACUGUGUUUAUUUUUUAAAAGAUAUUGUUUAUUUAUUUUGAGAAAGAGUG
Ailuropoda melanoleuca (giant panda) is the source of this 4796-nucleotide messenger RNA. RefSeq lists its product as uncharacterized. Bases 1 to 861 code for a protein of 286 amino acids. The transcript has 4 exons. NCBI's taxonomy places the organism in Eukaryota, Metazoa, Chordata, Mammalia, Carnivora, Ursidae. Gene Ontology annotation, biological process: regulation of DNA-templated transcription. The record is from RefSeq and is a predicted model, not a curated record.